AUAUUUGAAUAGUUUUUAACCAACCAAAAGCAGCUUUUCUGAAUGUCAGCUAUUCUGUGAUGAGCUGCAAAACACUUUGCUUUCUGAGAGAUCUCAUGGAAGCAUUUUUUGGGGUCCACCUCCAUGAGUCAUUGGUUAAGCUGCAGUUUGAUACAGUAGUUCUGCUUUGGAGCUGCAGGUGAGUGUGGCUUUUGUAAAUGGCAUGAAAUAAAUUAGUUUAAAAUAACUUAAUGAAUGUAAUGUUUCCUUUUUAUUUUCCAGUGACUUGUUUUUAAAUUUUACGAUGUCUUCAUAACUAACCAUCAGUACUAAACUAACUAUACUCCAGUUAAACUACUAGCUAAAAAUGCUCAAGAUAAACAUUACAAUCACUGGGUAGCUUCAGCAAAAUUACAAGUGGCUUAUGUGUCUAAGAAUUCAUUAAGCAGAAAUGAAACAUUCUAAGAAAUACGCUGUAAUUCAUGGCACAUAAAUUCCUUUCAUGUGUAAAAUAUAUAAAAAUCGCGGUUAACUACAAAACAAUCGACACAACUACACACGGUUACUUUUCAUAUUGAACAAUCUUGUAUCAGGCAAUAUUAGUAGCGUGUGUAUGAUGUCAUUCUGUGACGUACACGGAAGUGCUGCCACACCUCUCGCGAUACUUGAGUCCAGACGUGGGAUUUUGGAAAAAUUGCGGAGGGCAGCGGCUGGUGAAAGGGGCUGACGUAACAGGAAACCCUUAAUAUGAGUGAUGAUAAACCUUUCCAAUGCACUGCUCCUGGAUGUGGACAGAGAUUUACAAAUGAAGACCACUUGGCUGUCCACAAGCACAAACAUGAGAUGACCCUCAAAUUUGGUCCAGCCAGGACCGACAGUGUCAUUAUUGCUGACCAGACACCCACACCGACACGCUUUUUAAAGAACUGCGAGGAGGUCGGACUCUUUAACGAGCUAACAAGCCCCUUCGAUCACGACUUCAAAAAAGGGACUGAAGAUGACAUAAAAAAGUUACCACUGGAUUUGUCACCACUGGCCACGCCUGUCAUACGCAACAAAACUGAAGAACCCGCUGCCUUGGAGGCCCAUCGAGGUAGCCCUCUUCCUCACCCGGAGUCCACGACGAACGACGACAAGGACAUAUCUUUGCAGCCAACCUCACUGCCAACAUCCACUAUAGUCCAUCCUGCAUCCCUCCAAGUUCCCAAUGUACUCCUAGCAACCUCAGAGGCUAAUGUUGUUAUACAGCAAGCGCUCCCAUCGCCAACAUCUAGCUCUGUUAUAACCCAGGUCCCAUCUACUAGUAGGCCUAUAGUGCCAGUGUCUGGCACCUUCCCGGUGCUCUUACAGCUGCCUAACGGCCAGACCAUGCCCGUCGCCAUUCCAGCAUCCAUUACCAGUUCCAAUGUACAUAUUCCCUCUACAAUCCCGCUUGUCAGACCUGUCACCGUAGUGCCUAACGUCCCUGGCAUCCCCGGACCCCCCUCGCCACAGCCAGAGCCUGCCCAGUCAGAGAAACCAAAAGGCUCGCUAAGCCAGGAGCUUCCGCCACUAACCAAUGGUGAUGGCAGUGAGGUCCAGAGCAGCGCCAUAACGCACACUGCUGCUCCUGCUUCUCCAGCUCCAAUCCCCGCUCCUAACCCUUCUACGUCCCUCGCACUGGCCUCGAACUUGCCACCUGCCAGUGAGGAACCCUCUGCACAUUCCCUGCAGCAGCCAGCCACCUCCACGACAGAGACACCUGCUUCCCCGGUGCCCCUUGCAACAAACCCUCCAAGCACAGGCGGACGGCGGCGCAGGACCACAAGUGACGACCCAGAUGAGAAGCGCCGUAAGUUUCUGGAGCGCAACAGGGCUGCGGCCUCACGCUGCAGACAGAAGAGGAAAGUAUGGGUGCAGUCCUUGGAGAAGAAGGCGGACGAUCUCCACUCUAUAAAUGGACAGCUUCAGAGUGAAGUCACCCUGCUGAGAAGCGAAGUGGCUCAGCUGAAGCAGCUCCUUCUGGCUCAUAAAGAUUGUCCUGUAACCGCCAUGCAGAAGAAGUCUGGCUAUCACAUCGCUGACAAAGACGAGAGCUGCGAGGAGAUGUCGGUCCCCAGCAGCCCUCAGAGCGAAGCCAUCCAGCACAGCUCCGUCAGCACCUCCAAUGGGGUCAGCUCCUCCUCAGCACUCGCCACGUCCAACCAGAGCACAGAUGAGAGCCAGCCGCUGAGCGGCGCCGCAGAGUCUUUGCCUUCGGGGAGCUGAUCGGACCUGUCCUGAGCUGGAAUCCGUCACGGGAGCGCUGUUCCAGUGACUCUCGGUGUCUCGCGCACACACAGGAAAGGGACUGUCCUCCAGCCUCGCUUUGGACCAUUCUGUUAUUUAUUAUUCUUUAUGUUGGGUCCAUUUUUAUUCUCUUAGGACAAUAGUAAUGUGAACGAGACAAAAAGGAAUACGCACUUUAGAUGUAACGUAUUGCUGUUAUUUCAUCUUAAUGAGUUUUUUUUCAAUAACAGUUGCCCUCAGUAGGGAUGGGCACAAUCCAUUAAUUUAUUAAUUGAUCACUAUGCUGUCAGUGCUGUGCAAUUGAACUUACUGAUUACUCAUUCAAACUGGGUAACAUUUAAAUGAGGCAAAAAUAGAUGUGAAAUUCUUUAUUUUAAUAAGAUAGUUCUCAUUUUCAUUUGUUUUUAUCAGAAUUUAAUUUUCAUCCACUAAAUACUGAAUACAAUUUAGAAAAAAAUUAUUUCUAUUUCAGUUUUAAGUAUUUUAUUCAUACAGUAUUUAUUUUGUUGACAUUUCUAAUGUUUUCAAUGGCUUAUUUUAAUUUUUUAUUUAGUUUAGGUGUAUUGACUGACAGACAAAUAAAAACAAGGAAAACAUUAUUAUAGGCAUUAGAAUGCCAGCUGCCAGCUGUUCAUUUAAGAACUUUUGAUUUUGGUUAGAAUAAAAAAUUGCUAGAUAUCUGCUCUUAAAUUAUUCUCUUAUGUUUGUUGUUAUACAUUUGUCCAACUAUUUCUACCUUUUAUUUAUACAAGGCAUGUAGAAUGGAAAAGAAAUUAAUAAGAUAAGGGGAUGGUUUUAUGGCACAACUCUUUGUUUAGUCUGACUCUGGAAUGGAAAAAGCAGUUCAGAAUAUCUAGACAUCUUGUUAUCCAUGAUCCGUUGUAGUAAAUUGAGUCAAAUGCCCAGCUUUACUCAAAAGGUUGGAAUACCAAAGUAUAUUCACACAUUAAUUUAUUUUAAGUUAUUGAGAUACUUGACAAUAUGAUUUGUUUUCUGUAUUUUGCACAUUUAGAAAAACCACGGGUUUACAUUUUUUUCAAACCGGCAGCUUUUGUCACAUGUAAUUGUAAAUGGCUGAAUCCAAUCUUACCACUGGACUACUUUUUUCCGUCGUCUGUGAUGGUGGGAUCCGCUAUAGUCGCAUUGUGCCGUUUGAAUGUUCACACGUAGCCUCUGCCUGUUCAAAAAAAAAACAAACAAACAAAAAAAAACAACGUAUGACUGAAGACGCACAGUUAGAAGUGUGCAUUGUUUCAGCAACAUUCCAUCUGUAAUUCCAAAUCUGUGAUUGUAGGCUAGCAGGGCACCGUGUUGUCAUGGCGACAUUCAUGAUUUUCUAUAAAUGGUUAGCAGCAGGGGUGUGAUUGCUUUUGCUAUUUAAAUGUAUAAAUGGCUUUAUGCAGCACAUUUGAGAAUAUGAUGCUCUUCUAAUAGCUCCUUUUAAACCGUUCAUGUGAACAACAUCAAUGAUACAGUUGUAUGUUCUAGGUGUUGUACUUAGUUCUUCAUCGGAGUCCUAUAUUAAGAAGUUGUGAGCUUCAAAUUACUUUUAAUCAUUUUCAUUUAAAGAACAGAAAUAAAGUCCCACCGUGAUGUUAAAGUACUCUAUUGGCUUACUACUGUGUAGUCAUCCAAGAUGAUUAUUGAAUAUAAAUCUUUUUUUCAACUGUAUUGUGCUCUCUGCAUGACGUGAUUUCUCUGCGAGAAUUCAACAAUACUUCAGUCAGAUAAAUAUCAGUCAACAAGCAGCAUUGUUUUAGUUGAACUGCUAAAACCAGGGUGUGAUACUGUGUUUAAUGUGUAUUCGUCACUUGUGAACGUUCUCUAUCAAAUUGCAAUUGAUUACUUGUUGGAAUAAACCUUUUAAUAGAUAUUUAA
Corythoichthys intestinalis (scribbled pipefish) is the source of this 4125-nucleotide messenger RNA. It is a transcript of the gene atf2, whose product is annotated as activating transcription factor 2. The transcript has 12 exons. Gene Ontology annotation, biological process: regulation of transcription by RNA polymerase II. Gene Ontology annotation, molecular function: cAMP response element binding; DNA-binding transcription factor activity, RNA polymerase II-specific. The record is from RefSeq and is a predicted model, not a curated record. Lineage: Eukaryota; Metazoa; Chordata; Actinopteri; Syngnathiformes; Syngnathidae. Bases 727 to 2226 code for a protein of 499 amino acids.